AUGCUUACGCGGUUCUCAAGGCCGGCAGCAGGGCGUCUGGCCUGUCAAUACAUCUCCCCUUGUGGAGAAAUUCUACGGUCAUCAACGAGUCGCCAGCGUGAUGCUUUCGUCCGCUAUCAGAACACCGCAACCGACCCCGAGGACGAGCCAUCGUCUCGCCGUCGACCUCGAGCCAGGUGGACAAACCAGAAGGAACAUCCUAGGAGUCAGAAGGUGACGCUCGAUGUCGACUCCUUGGGAAAACCUGGGGAGAUCGUUGUCGUACCGCAUCGGACCCGCCGCCGUCAAAACUCCGAGAUCAAGCGCGACACAUCCGAUAAAUCUGCCCUUCCGUUCAUGCUAGAAGAUAUCGAAAACAAAGAUACUGUUCUCGAAUCUGCUACCAUUAAUGAAAGCAUACAAAGCUUUCGUGAACCUCAUCGACCGCACGACAAGUUGUCCACCAACGAUUGGGAAGACCUGCGGAAUAGACUCCAAUCAUCCUUUACCUUUCAACAGCUGUCAGACUAUAUACAAGAAGCGAAGCAAGAGGCUUUGGUCCAGAAGGAUGGGGAACCACGAAGUGAGCGCACACCCACUGCUGUCUGGAGACCCGGAACUUCCAUGUUUCUCGAAACCGGUCCAGUUUCGCAGGGAAGCUUUGCCGAUAGAGUCGCCGUGACACAAGCCCUGAAGGGGAAGCAACUCCUUGCAGAGAGAAUUCUACGAGACCGCUGGCAGCUAGGUGUUGCUGGUGAAGUUGGCCAAAUCGACAUCCGGCUCCCCGCGUACUCGUUAUCGCUGCUGCUCAACUCUGAGCAUUUCUCUUUCGAAGAAUUGGCCAGCUUACACGACGCCAAGAUUGACGUCACCCGUUCGUUAGGCCUCGUCAGAGUAACCGGGUCUCAGCACACAUGUGAAUCGAUUCGCGAGAUUAUAUACGAUGCAACGAACAGAAUUCGACAGGAAGAUGUCGAUCUACCUACGCCAAAUAAUGACACGUCUAAGAGUGGUCGUAUUUUUACUCCUGAUUUCCUUGCAUGGGUCAGCAAGACCUAUGGGGUUGCAUUCGAGCAGGAGCUAUCACAGGGCGUAACUAAGAUGUUCUACCUUGCGGAGAACAGAGCAGAUGCGGACAAUGCUCGGAGAACCCUAAACCUGGCGAUCUACAACACAACUUCUCCUGCGAUACCCUUUGGCACUUACUUAUCCGCAACCCAGUCGGCUAGUGUCUACAAUGUAGAUCCAGAGCGAAACGUCCCGUGGUUCGAUCGGCAAAAGGCAUGGUUUCGGUUGGCAAUGUCAUCUGCUCAAUCCUCCGAAACGAAGGUGCUGGACACACCGUAUUUCGAUAAGCAUCAAUCACUUCUGUCAGACGAGCUGCUCAAAUUACUCAGAAAAUCAUCGCCAUCAAUCUCAGAACGCAAUGGUAUCAGUGAGACCGUGGUAGCCGCCGCUGGCCAAUGUCUGUUCUUACGCAAGCCUUCCUUCGAGACUCAGACCCUCAGCGCUUCUCAGCUGGGCAAAUUGAAUCUUCCUCGAACUUUCACUACAGACGUUCCCCGAGUGACGUCGUUUCUCCGUACGCUCAAGCCACGUCUGCCCGAUGAUGACCAACAGUUUUACCUCUUCCGGUUGAUUCCAACCGCUGCCCAUGCAAGCAUCUUUCCGCGACUCGAAUUAGAGGUAACGCUGACAGGAUCACACCGGUCCUCUGGCUCUGAUGCCCAAAUUGGGAUCCAUAGCGUCAAAGCUGAGCUGGCUGAGAGCAGCGUUGACUAUCUGCUUCCCGAGAAUGGCCUUGACCUUCGGUUUACCAGAAAGUUGUACCGCGAUCUACUGUAUGGACAUUCUGAGAAUGAGUCAGCUGAGAACAUUACGGUGGAAAGCCUCCGGGAAUGCCUGCAGGGCAUAUUUUCUAGGUACAUGAACAGCGAAGGUGAAGCGCCUCUACCUGCUUUCACUCAUGUUCCGCUCCCCAAUCAUCUAUUGAAGGGAACUGUCAACAGCGAACCAGACAAUUCGGGUAACCACACUACUGCGGAAUACAUGUUCAUGCCAGUGAAUGACCUUAGGAGCACGCGCAUUCAUCGCUAUGAUUUCAAUGGCCAGCAGCUCAACUAUGCUUUCUAUGAGAGCGGGCCGUUUAAUCCCUACCGAACGACGGAGAUCUUCCUCGACAUGGAUCUCACUGAGGGUGACACCUCCACAGGUCCUCCUGCCGAGGGUGCUAUGUCUCCGGACCCACUCCAUCGUGGGUUCAACUCGUUCUACGGUGCUGCUUGCUCCCUGGCAUUCGAGCUGGAUAGGGCUUGGUGA
Messenger RNA from Aspergillus viridinutans, 2298 nucleotides. Its product is annotated as putative respiratory complex assembly protein Rmp1. The transcript has a single exon. The coding region runs from base 1 to 2298 and encodes 765 amino acids. Lineage: Eukaryota; Fungi; Ascomycota; Eurotiomycetes; Eurotiales; Aspergillaceae. The record is from RefSeq and is a predicted model, not a curated record.